GCUCCCUUGACCCUUCAUCUCGUUGCUCCUUUUUCCUAUGAUCCCGUCCAUCUUCUCGCCGAUCCAAAGCAAUCCAACCCCCAAAACCCUAACCGUACUGCCUCUGUGCUCUCCACGCGCUGCUAGCCUCGUCUCCCCUACUCAUUCCCGCCGCCCGCUCCCUUGUCCCCUCCACCGAGCCAGUGAGCCGCCGCCGCCGCUUGCAGCCCUCGCGGUCGGCUGCCUCGUCGCCGACGGCCCUACCCUUUUGAACAACGGUUGCGUGGUGAGGCGGUGUCUGUGAAUUUGGUCCCCUCAGGAGUGAGGGCACCGUGCAUCCCUGAAGUGCCCUCCCUGGGCCGCCUGCUUAAGGUAAGCAAGAAAUAUGGUAGAGGAGUUGCCGACGGAGGUACCAAUCGAGGAUGUGUCUGCUAGUGCCGCUGUGAAGAGCUCAGAGCUAUCAGGGAACGGUGCAUUGCCGAAGAACGUUGAAAAAUCUCAGGAAUUGGGAGGUAACCCUGUGAGGGAGCUGCCUUUGCAUGAGGGCAAAGAGGUGAUCCUCCUUGAUGACAAUGACAGUGGAGAGGAAGAUGUGGGGAGGGCCAAGGUAGAUGCGAAUGCACCCCGUUUUGGGUUGAGAUUCAAAACUUACGAUGAUGCACUAAGGUACUACAAGCAGUAUGCUGUCGAUUCUGGCUUUUCGGCGAUCAUCCUAAAGUCCUCGUACUUGAAGUCAGGAGUGUGUCGGAGGUUGGUGCUUGGAUGCAGUCGAGCAGGGAGAGGAAGAGUGAAUGCAUGCUAUCUGUCUAGAGAAACAGCAAAGAUAAACUGUCCAGCUAGGAUCUCGUUGAAGUUAAGGCAAGACAGAUGGCUUCAUAUUGAUGAUGCUAAGCUUGAUCACAACCAUCCACUGAACCAAUCUUCUGACUCACUCAUGAACUGUUACAAGAAACUGACGGACGCCAAGAAUGGGGAAACUACUUCACGGUUAAAAGGACGCCGGAAUGUUCCGAUAGUUGACAGAGAGCAAGGGAACUUUACUGAGAUAGGAAGGCUUAAGUUCGGUGAAGGAGAUGAUGAGUACAUCCAGAAGUUUUUCGGGGGCAUGCAGAAUAAGAAUCCAAAUUUCUUCUACUUAGUAGAUUUGGACAAACAAGGGCGCCUGAGGAACUUGUUUUGGAGCGAUGCUAGGUCACAGGCAGCGUAUGAAUAUUUUGGUCAAGAUGUUGUUUAUUUCGACACUUCAUACCUGACCCAAAAAUUUGAUUUGCCACUUGUUUUCUUCACUGGGAUGAAUAACCAUGGUCAGUCUGUUUUGUUUGGUACUGGUUUACUGUCGGAUCUAAGUGCUGACAGCUAUACUUGGUUAUUUAGAGCAUUUUUGACAUGUAUGAAGGAUUCUUACCCCUACACAAUCAUCACUGAGCAUUACAAUGCUAUUCUAGAUGCGGUUAGAGAAGUAUUUUCCCAAGUUAAACAUCGCCUUUGUCUGUAUCGCAUUAUGAAAGACGUGGCAGAGAACUUGAAAGCACAUGCGGAAUUCAAAACAAUUAAGAAAUCACUGAAGAAAGUAACCUAUGGGUCUUUGAAGAUCCCAGAGUUUGAAGCUGACUGGAAGAAGAUUAUCGAGGAACAUAGUCUUGCAGAAAAUGAAUGCCUCAGUUCCCUAUUUAUGCAUCGGCAAUUAUGGGCACCUGCCUAUCUCAAAGACAAAUUCUGGGCGGGUAUGUCAGUUUCACAGCGCGGGGAGUCUGUUACUUCAUACUAUGAUGGGUUUGUGUACCCAAAAACUUCUCUGAAGCAAUUCUUCAGUAAAUAUGAGAUGAUAUUAGAGAACAAAUACAAGAAAGAGUUGCAAGCAGAUGAAGAAUCAUCCCAUAGGACGCCAUUGACUGUAACGAAGUUUUACAUGGAAGAGCAACUGGCCAAAGCAUAUACAAUCAGCAUGUUCAGGAAAUUUCAGGAUGAAUUGAAAGCAACAAUGUAUUGUGACGGUAUGGAAACAUCAGUGGAUGGCUCAUUUGUUACUUUUAAUGUGAAAGAAUGCUCAUACAUGGAAGAUGGAAAGGAGACGGAGAGCAGGACUUAUGAAGUUUUAUGUUGGAAAGAAGAAGAGCUCAUUGUUCAGUGUGAAUGUGGUUUCUUUGAGUUCACUGGCAUCCUAUGCAGGCAUGCAUUGUCUGUGUUGAAGUUGCAGGAGUUGUUUGAGAUCCCGCAAAGAUAUGUCCUUGAUCGCUGGAAAAGGGACUAUAAGAAAUUGCAUGCUUUGUCACAUUAUCCUAAUGAGAUGCUCCUUGGUGGCGCAGUUGAGCGCCAUGAUUAUAUGUUCACACAGUGCCGUCAGCUGCUCAAUUUAGGGUUCAUUUCUGAGAGUAGGUACCUUGUUGCUCUGAAGUUGCUACGAGAAGCAGAAAAAGCUCUUCUGGAGGAUGACCUAUCUGCUCGAGAGAGGCAGUCCACGCUUCUCUCUUUCGAGGCUGAAGCUCCUGAAAAUGGUCAAGGCCUUUUUAGUCCUCAGUUUCCAGAGGGUGUAAAGAAUUCUCAAUCAAUAAAUGCAAAGCGCCGAGGUCGGCCAGCAAAGAAAGUGGCAGAAUCUAAUCCUGAUACUGUAUUACGGUCGAAUAAAGAACAGCAGGAUUUUCUGCGGUCAUCAUUUGUGACAGCUGAAACUAGUAUGAUUCAAGGGACACCACCAGCCUCUCAUCUUGAAAGUUCUCACAUGGGAAUGCAAGGAAGCAUUGAUUUAAUGGACGGGAUAUCUCCAAACCUAUCAUUUGGAGCUCAUUUUGGAAUGGAUGUAAAUCACCAACAUCAAGUGCCUAGCCAAGCAAGAAUGUUGCCAAACAACUUUAUGCAGGUCCAGGCAGAUCCCCAUGGGUUCGGAAAUCAGUGGGUUUACAACCCAACUUUGCAGGAUAAUCCGUUGCUAAGAACUCCUACGCGAAGAGCAGGGUAGAACAUGUUCUUUGCUCUAAUUGUGGAAGUACAAUUUUAGGUACCAUGACUUCUCUGGAGCUUGUAAUUACUGCCUGAACUAACCUGGUGACAACAAGGCGAUAGCACUCUACAAGGAACAUUUGGUAACUUGGCAGAGGAAUCCAAGGGAUGACCAUUGUAACAUUUUUGUAACUUUCUUACUGUUAGCUGCUGUUGCUGGCCUGCCCAGUGAUUUUUGGGAUCAAGUUGUACAUAGUAUCUUUAGUCCAUGUGUACAUCCUUUGUUGCCACUGGUUAGUGGCUUACGGAUAUACGGAUGCUACUGCAAAGUUCGCUGAUCAUAAUUUUUCUCAAUACAACAUCGCCAGCGUAUACUUGUACUGCCAUAUGUGCUGGCAUACAUGAUACAUGACAUGACCCUGCCGCCUUGCAGGAUGAAACUAUGCAAAAUGCAGGCUUCUAUUC
Molecule: messenger RNA, 3381 nt
Organism: Brachypodium distachyon (stiff brome)
Lineage: Eukaryota; Viridiplantae; Streptophyta; Magnoliopsida; Poales; Poaceae
Product: protein FAR1-RELATED SEQUENCE 6
Exons: 8
Coding region: 365-2935 (856 amino acids)
Biological process (GO): regulation of DNA-templated transcription
Molecular function (GO): zinc ion binding
Source: RefSeq, a predicted model, not a curated record